AUGGAGAUCGAGCUCGCUUAUGGUGAAUCUCGCGGAUACUGGAAACAUUAUUCACCCGGGAAGUGGUUCAAACAAGCGAAAGCCGUUGGCAAGAUCAACAACGUAAAAGCUACUCUGUUAUUUGAUUCUGGUGCUGAAGUGUCGAUCAUUGACACCACCUUUGCUCGUGAGGUCGGUUGCAAUAUUGACGAAAGUCAACGACAAGAAUGUAUCGGGAUUGGAGAAACUCCGUACAUGACGGUAGGACGUACCAAGAUCAAGGUGACCCUCGCGGGAUCGCUGGUAUACUAUUUCAAUGUAUGGGUAGGCGAUCUGGCAGGGCAAGAAGCGAUUCUGGGUAUGGAUUUUAUGGUGCCUGCUGGAGUGCGGCUCGAUCUAGCGGAUGGCGCGCUAUGUCUACCAGAAGAAAUCCGCAUUCAUCUUGCAGGACGUUGCCCCGCGUACGGAUCGAAGAUACAACAUAUAACGGCGAAGGACCAACACGUGGUGAUCCCGGUCGGAGAGUCAAGGGAAGUGAAUAUCGGGAUCGGAAGGGCUAAGAUGAAGUUGUGGGUCGCUAGAGGACUAGAUUGGGUCCCCACUGUGAUCUCGGGGUGGGGUAAGACGAAAUACCUGCAGAUGACCAACAUUGGCGACCGUGAGAUCAUACUGCCCACCCACACUAUAUUAGGCAUGUGGGUCGAAGGCGAUAUGGUACCGCGAACUCAAGGUUUGGUGACAGUCGGGUCGGGGAAGUACAAGGAAUGGCAAACUCUGGCAUAUGAGGCUACGACGGAUCGAGUGAACGAACUCCCGAAAGAACCGAUCGGACCAUUGGUAGAUCGUCCUACGUAUGCCGCUCCCAAACGCAUCUUGAAACGUCCGUCUGAUGCGUUACAGAACCUGUCUCCGGCGAUCUCCACGGUAUCGCCGCAAGCUAACGAUGACGAUUCGCAAAAGGCAGAUGCUGUAGUUGCGAGGGAAGUAACGGUCAGGGGAGCCGAACUAUCGCGGAUGGAGAACGGUCAUGAUAUCGGUACCCAACAUGCAACGAAGGGAGACCGCGACACCGGGCAAGAAGGGCUACGUGACAGAUCGUCUCUACCGAAGGCUGAGCCGACUGACCGACUGUUGAAAUUGGGCCAGCCGGAAGAGACGAAGGAGCCUAAAGAAGAAAUAAUGCUAAAUACUGAAGACGUCGAGAUUGCAGAAAUACCAGUUUAUCACCACGAGAGCGGAAAUUUGUUUGCGGAAGAUAUCGAGCAGCAUAUGGCCGUGCUACCAGAGAUGUCGGCGACUACGGAAGAAGUUACGAUUGAGGACAUUCAGAUCGGUGAUCCCGAUGUGCCUCUCACCACAGAUCAACAACGGCUCAGAUCGCUGAUCUGGAAGAGCCGUCACCUCCUCAUGGGUAAAGGUAAUGCUCUACCACCAGCAGCACGAGGCGCGAUCUGUGAUAUUGAUGUCGGUGGAAAGCACCGAUAG
This is a messenger RNA of Peronospora matthiolae, 1464 nucleotides long. Lineage: Eukaryota; Oomycota; Peronosporomycetes; Peronosporales; Peronosporaceae. The record is from the annotation of a GenBank genome assembly.